AUGGAUGCUAAUCAUCAGCACGAGGAAGAAGUCAACAUGACCGAGGCUCAGCCUAACACUCCCUAUGGGCUAGGCCCAUGCCGUGAUGGCGGUGCAGGAAACAGGAGGAAUGUCUCGUCAACGCGGACAACUUACCUCAAAGCGCGUACACUGGCUCGAUCAGAGCUCAACAAGCUCGAAAUUGAACUAAAAGACGCGCAAACGGAGCUGGCCAGGGAAAUACAGCCAGAAGUCAAUACGUGCUGUAGACUAGCUCCUUCACUGGUGCAAGCUGUCCUGCUGAACCAUCACACGGUGGAUCGCAUGACAAUCGAGCUACGCCGCCAUGCGAGAAUGGAGCGUGAGUCAUCUCGGAAUCUCAUGGAGAUUCUGGAGAACCAACUAAGGGAGACGAAACGAACGAUAAAGAGGAUCCGAGAAAGGCGUCAGCGACUGUACAAGGACAUGGAUGACAGUCGCCGUUAUCCUGGCGGAUCCAGGGAUGCGCCUCGGACUCGAGCUGAAGGAGCUGCAGGAACAAACUUCAAGACAGCAAUAAGUAAACCACUUUAA
Molecule: messenger RNA, 552 nt
Organism: Ostertagia ostertagi
Lineage: Eukaryota; Metazoa; Nematoda; Chromadorea; Rhabditida; Trichostrongylidae
Source: the annotation of a GenBank genome assembly